Molecule: messenger RNA, 1226 nt
Organism: Lathyrus oleraceus (garden pea)
Lineage: Eukaryota; Viridiplantae; Streptophyta; Magnoliopsida; Fabales; Fabaceae
Product: bidirectional sugar transporter SWEET17
Exons: 6
Coding region: 309-1007 (232 amino acids)
Biological process (GO): carbohydrate transport
Cellular component (GO): membrane
Molecular function (GO): sugar transmembrane transporter activity
Source: RefSeq, a predicted model, not a curated record
AUAAAAUGAAAGAUAGAAAAUUAAGAAUGAGAGAGAGAGAGAGAGAAAAAUAUCAUUGCUGUUUUGAUUUCUGACCAGACAAGAAAACUCCUACAGUAUUUCCACCUCAUUCUCACUAAUCUCCCUCCCCAUAAAUAAGCACAAACACAAAAGAAAAAAUUGAAACUACCCAUUCAUAAUCUUGUUUCUUGGUUUCCACAUAUGGCAGAUCCAAGUUUCUUUGUUGGAGUCAUAGAUGGAGUUUUCUUAUAUGGUCUUUUUCUUUGUUUUCUAUAAAUAUAUAUAUAGGUAACAUCAUCUCAAUUCUCAUGUUUCUUUCUCCUGUACCAACAUUUUGGAGAAUAAUAAAGCAUAGAUCUACAGAAGAUUUCUCUAGUUUUCCUUUCAUAUGCACAUUGCUUAAUUCCUCUUUAUGGACUUACUAUGGAACCAUUAAAGCUGGAGAAUACCUUGUGGCCACUGUUAAUGGCUUUGGCAUCUUGGUGGAGACUAUCUAUAUUCUUCUUUUUCUCAUUUAUGCACCACAAAAAAUGAGGGUUAAGACUGCAAUUUUGGUUGGAAUUUUGGAUGUGGGAAUUUUAGCAGCAGCAGUAGUAGCAACUCAGUUAGCCUUAGAAGGAGAAGCUCGUAGUGGUGCUGUUGGAAUCAUGGGUGCAGCUUUGAACAUUCUUAUGUAUGCUUCACCUCUUGCUGUAAUGAAAACAGUGGUGACGACAAAAAGUGUGGAAUACUUACCAUUCCUUCUUUCUUUUUUCUUCUUCUUAAACGGCGGCGUUUGGUUGCUAUAUGCUGUUCUUGUUCGUGAUAUUAUUCUUGGGAUACCAAACGGUACAGGAUUUGUACUUGGAGCUAUGCAGUUGGUGUUGUAUGGGGUCUACAGAAAUGGAAAACAAUCGAAGCAUGUUUCAAACAGAUUGGAAGAGGGAUGUCAACAACAUGAGCAUCUCAUCUCAUCAUCCUCAACUCAUGAUGAGUCACGUGAUAGAGAAAAUGAGCCUAUCGAGUAGUUUUGCUUUCACGUUUCAAAACUAUUGCUCAAUGAAUUUUCAAUUGGUUAGUCCAUGAGAGUGUAGAGUGUUGUAGUAUAGUGUUUCAAAAGAUUGGUGAGAGAGUAAUGUUCUUGCUUUUCAAAUUUGCAAAACAAAUUGACAUUGAAAUUGAAAAUACAAAAAUAAAUGUUUGAUAAGUGCAACUAAAACAACUCAAUUAACUCGAGGGUUUUCUGA